Cladophialophora yegresii CBS 114405 is the source of this 300-nucleotide messenger RNA. RefSeq lists its product as uncharacterized. The record is from RefSeq and is a predicted model, not a curated record. The transcript has a single exon. The coding region runs from base 1 to 300 and encodes 99 amino acids. NCBI's taxonomy places the organism in Eukaryota, Fungi, Ascomycota, Eurotiomycetes, Chaetothyriales, Herpotrichiellaceae.
AUGAGAACAGAUCUCGGUCCAAUCCAACCCAGUUAUGUGCCACCGAAUUGCCGGAUAGCGACCACCGAUGGGGAUGAGGGGUGGGCAUUCCGGCAAAGAUUUGAUCUCAUCCAUUCGCAUGUCCUGAACAACACGUCUCUGAGGAAUUGGCCCCAAUUUCACCGAGAAGCACUUGCCUCGCUAACACUGGGCGGCUGGGUCGAACCCCAAGAAUUCAGUUACAAGCGAUACUCGGACGACGGUUCACACCUCACCAACUCCCGUGUCGAAUAUUGGCAGGAUCUAUGGACCAAGGCAUAA